Messenger RNA from Sinocyclocheilus anshuiensis, 1350 nucleotides. RefSeq lists its product as uncharacterized. The transcript has 2 exons. The record is from RefSeq and is a predicted model, not a curated record. NCBI's taxonomy places the organism in Eukaryota, Metazoa, Chordata, Actinopteri, Cypriniformes, Cyprinidae. Bases 148 to 1137 code for a protein of 329 amino acids.
UAGUAAAAGUGUUUCUGGUAACUAUGAGCCGUGUGUUGUCAUGGAUAGACGGGAGCUGGUAGAGAGUUUCAAAGCCACUGGGACACUUUAAGGCAAGCAGCCCACUGUGGACUCUUCUCAGCUGGGGGACGGCUGGCUGGAGAUGCCAUGUUGGAAGGUCCCAGGGUGGGUGGUUCAACAUCCAGCAAGAAUCCUGCAUCCCCAAGCGUUUAUGCUCCCACCCCUACACACCACUGCAACACUUUGGGAAGUUGCCGCCAGAAAAGUAUAUUAUGGAAACAGAGCCUCAGUUCCUCCACCCCUUGUGUCUGUAGCUCUGUUUUGAUUGACAAUUUGAUUGAGAAUUUAGACAGCGGGGAUGAGAGUGAUGGCAGUUCUAUGCUACAUACAUUUUCCCAACCAUCCCCAUGGAUUUCCUCAACAUCUUGCUGCUUUCAUGCUUCAAAUCCUCCUCCAAAACAUCCUCCCCCUCAUUCCCGAACCGCUCCCCCAAGCCCAAUGCACUGUCAUCGGGUAAGGGAGACAAUCACAUGCUCUCAUACAAGGCCGGCAAAGGAGGAAGGUCUGAAUGAAUUGCGGAAUACAUUGCAGCAGGCCACCAGCUGCAUGGAGCGCAGUUCUGAAAACGUCCAUCUGCUUGGUGAGAGGAUGGCUGCUGCUACCGAAUGCAUAUCUGAGAGUGUGCAGGAGAAUUCUCAGGCUUUGGAGAUGUUAACGCAUGUAGUCGAGAAGCUUCAAGAGUUAGUCCCCACAAGCGGCACAAUUUCGGAAUCACCACAUGGCACCGAGACUGCAAGUAGAGUGGUUAACCGGAUGGGUAGCAGAUCGCUCAGUGUUCCCACCAGUCCAGCUAUUGCCUCAUCCUCUCGCAUUUCUCAUUGUCCUUCCAGCUCCUCUUCCUCCUCUUCUUCUUCAUCUGCCAUGACUUUUCUGGAGCAGCCAGUGCUAUCAAAGGGGAAAUCCUUUAAUCCCAAAACAAAGCCAUCACGAUCUCCUCAACGGAGACAGCUUGAUGUCCAGCACCGGAUGACCAAUGGCUCCUUGACAUCCAGCCCUGCCCAAAACCACAAAGUGAACAGCAGCGCAUUUAGAUGUUUCUUUAGCCAGAAGAAAAAGAAAAACAAGAAAAAGGAAUAAGACCACUUCCACAUUUCCAUGGUUAUGAACAUCCUUUCAUAUUCUUGCUGUCUCACGCAUGCAGGUCUUUAAUCUUUAAUAUGUGUGUAUUCAUCUAAUAUGUCACCACCGGUCCUUGAUGUUUACCAUUGUCACAUUAGUGCUUGUCCAACCUUUUUUGGAAGUGAUGUUUUGUUUUGUUUGGUAUUUUAUUGGUAAUUCUCAUUGGUUCAA